Phlebotomus argentipes is the source of this 4035-nucleotide messenger RNA. It is a transcript of the gene Ltn1, whose product is annotated as E3 ubiquitin-protein ligase listerin. Gene Ontology annotation, molecular function: ribosomal large subunit binding; ubiquitin protein ligase activity. The transcript has 2 exons. Lineage: Eukaryota; Metazoa; Arthropoda; Insecta; Diptera; Psychodidae. The coding region runs from base 1 to 4035 and encodes 1344 amino acids. Gene Ontology annotation, biological process: rescue of stalled cytosolic ribosome; ribosome-associated ubiquitin-dependent protein catabolic process. Gene Ontology annotation, cellular component: cytosol; RQC complex. The record is from RefSeq and is a predicted model, not a curated record.
AUGGGUGGCAAAACGAAAGUGGCACAGAGAACAAAGAACAACGCCAGACCGUCCAGCAGCGGUCGGAGUGCUGAGCUCCUUGGCGCCUCCAUGCCUGCCUUCGUGGGAUUCGGCGCCGUGGAGAACUGCGGUUUCCAGCCCGUGGUAUCGGGCCUCUUGACCAGUGAGCCUAUCAGUGAGGAGAUCGAUGCCAACGUGGACGCCAACUUUCAGCUGAUUCUGCGGAAGAUGUCCAAGAAGGAUCCCAUUACCAAGUCCAAGGCACUGCAGGAGUUCUCAGACAUCGUCACGGUGUCGGACGUAGACCUGCUGAAGACAAUUCUGCCCUUCUGGCCGCGGCUGUACGUGAAUCUAGCCACAGAUGUGGAGCAUCGCGUGCGCGAGGGCGCUCAGCAGGCCCACGGGGCGCUCGCGGGCAAGGUGGGCAAGCUGAUAGCACCGUACCUGAAGCAGAUGGCGCCGGUGUGGAUCGCCAGCCAGUACGACUCUUACGCGCCAGCAGCCAGCAUCGCCACAACGUCCUUUCAGCGCGCCUUUCCGCCACACAAGCUGAAGGAGGUCUUCGGUUUCUGCCAGGGCGAAAUCCUGGAUUACGUCACGAAGAUCCUCACCGUGCACACCGCCACCACGCUCAGCAAUUCCAAGUCUUACACUCCGGACGAGUGCGAGGCGAAGUACCAGCGCACAGUGGCGUGCUGUCUGCAAGCCUAUGCGAUGUACUUGCGCACCGUGUCCAAGGACAGCCUCGCCGAAGCGGCCAACAAGAACCUCCUCCUUAUUGAGAACCAGAAGUUCUGGAGCUUCCACAAGCACCAAUCGCCGAAUGUGCGAUCAGCGUGGUUCGAAGCGCUCUCGGCGAUUGUGCAAAACCUCUUCGAGCUGCUAGAGAAGCACACGGCGCAGCUGGUGAAUGCGGUGUUUCAGAACCUAGACGAGAGUGAUCCCAUCGUCCUGCCUCAUCUCUGGACAGCCAUUCUGUUGGUGCAAGUGAACAUUACCGCAUGGAGCCAACACGUGAACUGGGAGAAGAUGUUGCUGCCGAAGCUGUGGAAGGUGUUGAAGAGUGGCUCUUCGGUGACUUAUCCGCAAAUGUUGCCCUUCAUAUCUAAGAUCAAUGGCGAUAUACUGAACGAGGAGGAGAAGCUGCUGAAAUUCUACGGCAAUUUCUUCGAGAAUCUCUCGCUGGGACUGAGGAAUCGACACGGAUCUCUCAGCAAGUCUGAAAUCACGGCAAUAGUCACGUGUUACUUCGAAUGUUUGCAGUAUGUCAUCUUUCAACUGCUGAAGGAACAAUCCACGCAGGAAACAUUCCGCAAAUUUGGAGAAAAGCUCUUGGACGAACACAUUUUGGGCACAAUUUCUUGGUCUCUAGCGGACGGACUGAAGUGUCACAUGUGCAUCUUCACCAAAAUACCAACUCUGCUGACAAAUUGGAGCCAGAAUUCUGCCAAGAAUGAAGAAUACAAGGCGUUGGAGGAGAGAUUCUGGAGCACGAUAUUCUCGGUAAUUGAGAAGAGCAUUGAGACGAUGGGGAAGGACUUGGAUAGUAAGACUGAGGGUCACAUUGACUUCUGUCACUGUCUCAAGUAUUCAAGAGCCAAUCGAAGUGGCAAGAGCAAUACAGUAAAAUUCCUAAGGGAAGGCGAAGAGAUGCCUUCCACCGCUUCCAGCACUGAGUGUUCAUCCUCUGCGCCGGUUUACAAGGAGCACCUCGAUGAUGUGGUGCUGAAGAUUUGUCAGAUGUACUUAAGGCACACGAUUGACUUGAGAAUUCCCACUUUCAUUCCAAAACUCCACCAUCUCUUUAAUGAGUUUGGCGGUGAGAAGCUGUACAGAGAGUUGGCGGAAGAUGGUGAUCUCACCAAGCUGCUCAGUGGCUUCGAAACAAUGUUGGCGGAUGGAAAAUUGAGGCAGGAGUUCGUGGUGGACAUGAUCUUGAAGCUGUAUGAUCUUUUCCAGGAGGAGCAGAAGCGGGAAAUUCUGAAGAAGCUUGUUGAGAGUCCGCACAAGAAUGUGUGCAAUUGGAUCAUUACACGCAUCCUCAGCUAUCCGCUCUGCAUGGAGGCGAGAAUCACUGAGAUUCUGUCGCAGGAGAAGGUGAAGAAGCACUUGGUGGAGCAGGCAAAUCAUGCGGUGCAGGGUUGUUCGCAGGAGAGCUUCAAUAUUCUGCAUAAGUGCUUCUUCCAAACAGAAUCCGGUGAGAUUCUCAUUGACAAUGAAACGUGUGCGGAGAUCAUUGAUAUAAUUUCCACGGCGCUAACGAGGACGGAGAAUAAGGAGAUCAUAGACACUUGUGGAAGUUUCCUGGCUCAGGCGAUGCCUGUCAUUUGUGCCGACAGAUGCAAAGGCGACAUUCAGAGCAAGAUGUUUCUCAACCUCUUCCGCUUCAGCGUCAAUCAAAGCACAAUUGUGACACAAACGGACGAGUGUGUGUGGGAAAUCAUGACCUCCUGGCAGGAUUCUCUCUCCAGCGGAGACUUGACACUGAGUGACACUCUCUUGGCGGCCUGUUCGGAAAUUAUUGAGGAAAAGCUGUCGCAAAUUCCUGCGGAUUGUAUGGAAAAUCUGGCAGAGGUGACUUCUAAGCUCAUCCUCUGUUCAGCUGAGAGCAUCUCCGCGGAACAGGAGAAGACAGAGUUUGUGGAGAAAGCAAUAGACUCAAUGCUGAAUAUGAAAGUGGGUGAAUAUAAGAGGAAUCAAGCUUUUGCUGAGCACCUCACCCUGUACAUUGAGGCGUUGAAUCGGAAAUUGACCACACCAGAGAUUGGAAGUGGCGAAAAAUUCCGAGAAGUGUCUUAUAAUAGUGCAAUUGCGGAGUUUCUGCAAGUCUCUCUGUUCAAGAUGACAGUGGUCUUCAAGCUGUGCUGCAAUGUAAAACGGGAAAAGGAUGAGAAUGCUGAAGGGGAAGAGGAGGAAUUUACUGAGGAUUACUGUGACUUCGAGAUGAUCCUGCUGAAGAGUACUCCUGAUGAGGUACACAGUCAAAUUCUCGAUGCAGUCUUCGCGCUAACUUGUGGAGAGACAUUAUUGCUGCAUGGUGGAAAUCUUGGGGAGGAAAUUGAGGCGAAAAUCCAUCAAUUGGCCGCCACAAUUGAGUUAUUUUUCAAGAAUAUCCCAGAAGACUUGAGGACAACACUCAGGGACAAGCUCUUCGGUCAUGCCAAUCAACAGGGUGGAAUUUGGGCCAAUUGUCUGCCGGUGCUGGGAAAUUGUGAGCAGUAUCGCGGUGAGAAUGGCGCAGUUUUGCUGUACGAAGACACGGUCAGUGCUAGUUCAGAUGCAGAGGCGAUAAUUGCGUACAUAAACAUUCUGCAAGCUUUGACACCCACAAUUCCGGUAAAGUGUCUGCCGGUGGUGCCGAAUCUUUUUGAGAACUUCAGCAAUCUGCUCAUUUCGACGACGGCUAAUCGCUGUUUGAUCAGCAACAACUUCAGUGGAAGUUUUAACGAUAUGGAAGAUCGCAAGAUUAUGGGAAAUUGCCUGAAGAUACUCUCAAAUGUGGCCGCAAGGAUCAAGACGAAGGACCUUCAGUCACUCUAUAAUGUGGACAUUCAGGAAAGUGAAAGCGCCAGUGUGAUUCUCAUCGCCGAACUGGCCAACUUCCUGGAGCAACUCAUCACGAACUUCGCCAGUGAAUUCGAGGACUCGCACUGGGAUUUUGUGCGCAUCGCCCUGAGCUCCUGGGUGUUGAGUGUGUCGAAGAGUGUGAUGAACUAUGGACAGUCGAAAGUGGCAAUUUUCAUUGCAUGUGUCUAUAAAUUAUUUGUGGCAAUGGAGAAGUUCGUGGUGAUGCAGAGGACGAAGAGCUCCACGGAAUAUCUCACGAGAAUUGUGGAAGAGUGGGAAGAAGUGUUCGCCAAAGAUGUCCAUCUUGUUCUGCUCAGAGUUUUCAUGGUCAUUGUGCAGGAUAAAAAAGGUGAGUAUUACCUCAAAGGGGGUUUUAGUUUGAAAUCCUUCGUUGCUGUGCCACUAAUCUAUGCUUUAUUUAGUCAUCAUGUGAUAUAUUCGCAAUAUUUCCGUGAUAAUCCCACUUGA